CCAGCUGUCCUUUCAGAUCACAGAAGAAAAAGAUGUUCCUCUGGACGUCAAAGUGGAGUGGAGACAUCAAAACACGAUGGUCCAUGUGUAUAAGAAUGGUGGUAAUCAGUCUCUAUUAAAGGACCAGAAUCACAGAGACCGCACAGAGAUGAAUGAAGAUCCUCUGGGAAUUAAAGACUUCAGUCUGAAAUUGAAAGACCCCCAACUUAGUGAUUGUGGAGUCUACACCUGCACUGUCUAUGACAGAAAUGCAGACAUCCUGCUACAGAAAGUAGUGACUCUUAGUGUCAGAGUUCCCGAGGUGGUGGAAGUAGUUAAAGGGAUGCAGUCUGUCAUUCUGCCAUUUACAACUGAAGUCCUGAAGCUUCAGGAUGUCACCGUGGAGUGGAAACACGAAGACAAGAAAGUCCACGUGCGUCAGAAUGGCCAAAACCAGUCUCACGAUCAGGAGGUGAAUCAAGAGCCAGUGACAAAUGGAAACCUGCAACACACUGAUGGUGGUACCUACACCUGCACUGUCUACAGUGAGGGUGAAGAAAUCCUGCUACAGAAAGUCGUGUCGAUCGCAGUCAGAGUCUACCCGGUGGAAAUGGUGAAUGCGACACAAGGAGAGAAGUCUAUCCUGCUGCCUUUUAAAGUCACAGAUCACCUUCCUCAGGAUGUCAAAGUUGAGUGGAGACUCAUUAACCCUGAAGACCGGAUGGUCUACGUGUAUGAAAGGAGUAAAAAUGAGUCUCCCUCAUGGGACCAUGUAUACAGAGGUCGUGCAGAGAUGACUGAAGACCCACUGACAACUAAAGACCUCAGUCUGACCCUGAAAGACCUCCGCCUCACUGACAGUGGAGUCUACACCUGCACCGUGUAUAACAAGGAUGGACACAUGCUGCUACAGAAAGUAGUGACUCUCAGUGUCAGAGACUAUCCACUGGAGAUGGUGGAAGUGACACAGGGAGAGGCGUCUGUCCUGCUGCCCUUUAAAAUCACAGAAGACCUCCUUCAGGACAUCAAAGUAGAGUGGAAACAUCAAAAUAUCAUCGUCCAUGUGUAUCAGAAUAGCCAAAACCAGUCUCUCUUAAUGAAUGAGGAUUAUAAAGACCGCACAGAGAUGAAUGAAGAGCCUCUGAAAAAUAAAGACCUCAGUUUGACCCUGAAAGGCCUCCAACUUAGUGACCGUGGUGGCUACACCUGCACCGUCUACAACAAGGAUGGCAGCAUCCUGCUACAGAAAGUAGUGACACUCAGUGUCAAAGGAUACCAGACAGAGAUGGUGGAGGUGAUGGAGGGAGAGGGGUCUGUCCUGCUGCCUUUUAAAAUCACAGGUGACCUUCCACGUGACAUCAAAGCAGAGUGGAGACUCACUCACCCUGAAGAAAAGAUGGUCCAUGUGUAUGAGAGUGGAAACAACCUCUCAGAUGAAGACGACCAGGAGCAGGUUUACAGUAGCCGCACAGAGAUGAAUGAAGAUCCAGUGACUACUAAAGACUUCAGUCUGACCCUGAAAGACCUCCACCUCACUGACAGUGGAGUCUACACCUGCACCGUCUACAACAAGUAUGGACACAUGCUGCUACAGAAAUCAGUGACUCUCAGUGUCAAAGAUAGAAAGUCUGACAUUAAGGUUGAAGAUGGGGGACACAUCUGACACAGGAGAAAAUUAACCAACAAGAGGAAUCCACCAUUGAUCGAGCUUCCUCUGAGUCAUGCCCUCUUCCUGCCUCCUCCUCUCUGUUCCUCUUGUUCUUCAUCUGUUGUUAAAGUUGGUGUGAAAUGUUCAGUGUGGAGGUGACUGACAUGAUGUGAAUGUUACAGUAUUACACUACAAAUCCUUCCUAAAAGUAUGAUGUAAAUAAACAAACUCGAGUGCAUGUGUAACACAAUAAGAUGGAGCAUAAGUAGAAGGCACUAUGGGUCACCAUGUGCUGUUUGUAUGUGUGCGUUUUUGUUACAAAACACAUUUAAAAAUGUCUGCAGCCCCCGAAGACUACUAAAGACUCAUCUCCAUGACAACAGCGUGUCCACCACUGCAGCUCUCCUCUGAUAAACCCUGAGCUCCACCUGAGUCUCCAUCCUGAGGACCUCCUUCAGCCUCCUCAUGUCGAUCCGAACUAAAACAAACACAUCAGUGAACCCUGAGCUGGAUUCAUUUAUUAG
Molecule: messenger RNA, 2151 nt
Organism: Oreochromis aureus
Lineage: Eukaryota; Metazoa; Chordata; Actinopteri; Cichliformes; Cichlidae
Exons: 7
Coding region: 77-1642 (521 amino acids)
Biological process (GO): immune response; cell surface receptor signaling pathway; T cell costimulation
Cellular component (GO): external side of plasma membrane
Source: RefSeq, a predicted model, not a curated record